Molecule: messenger RNA, 4845 nt
Organism: Anopheles funestus (African malaria mosquito)
Lineage: Eukaryota; Metazoa; Arthropoda; Insecta; Diptera; Culicidae
Gene: Tdrd3
Product: tudor domain-containing protein 3
Exons: 5
Coding region: 261-4022 (1253 amino acids)
Biological process (GO): mRNA processing
Cellular component (GO): nucleus; cytoplasm
Molecular function (GO): protein binding; RNA binding
Source: RefSeq, a predicted model, not a curated record
CGCGUGUGUGUGUCGAAAGGAUCGAACAAAAAGAGGAGCUUGUGCAUUUUUCGCGUUCGCUAUUAGUUGCGGAAGUGGACGGCAAAUUCAUUUGCUAACUAAUUGAAGUACAAACUACUUCCUCGCCUGCAUUUGGCUCGAGUGAUUGGCAUCUCCGCGUGUGAGUGAACUAACGCAGCGACGGUAUUGAGUGGUCGGGUUCGGUCAGAGCUCUUGCUCGACUCGGUAGAGAUUGAUCGCACUAUCCACAAGCGUGCAGAAUGGGCCUGCUAGAACAAUUGCAGGAACAAGGAUGGUACAUCACGCAACCCGGCUUAGACAAGCUGCUGGAAGGUGAAAAAAAUGGAUCCACUGCGAACGUCGAUGUGAAGCAAGUUGUGAAAUUGGCCUUGAAUACCGAUUUGAAAGAGUAUGGCAGUGGUGCGCUGAGCAGCUUAGCCUCACGGGGUACCAAGUCGGAGACCUUCGAUGGGCAUGGUGUAGUGCAGCUGGUAAAACUGCGCAAUCUGGGUGCACCGAAAGUAAACGAAGAAUCGAAAGUUGCCCCCCGCCUGCUGAAGCUUACGGUCACUGACGGUCAAACGCAGUACGUUGCUCUCGAGCAUGAGCACAUUCCGUCGCUCAGCCUUAACACGCCGCCGGGCACAAAGAUUCUGCUGAAAAAUGGUCCCAUCCGUAUUAUACAGGGUGUGAUGAUGCUGAGCGAAAAGAACGUACAGGUACUCGGGGGACACGUUACGGCGCUGGUGGAAAAAUGGGAGCUAAGCCGCACCAUGGCCAAGUACGCGAAGGGUGGUCGAUUGCAAUUCAGCGCUUCCGGACCACCGCCGUGGAUUCCUUUCGGUCAGAAAAUCCAGCAACCGGUGGCGGCUACCGAUAAAGACUUUAAGAGCCUACAGCCAAAAGAAAAGGAAGAAUCGACCGAAAAUACGGCCUUCAAUGCAUUGCGCAACGAUGCCAUCGCGGAAGCCACGAAGCUAGGUACCAAGAAAACGUUUGGUGGCGGCGCAAAGCAGAUGGUUGACGCGAACGUGCAGAAGAUAAUGGACAAAGGUUUCACAGAAGAUCAAGCAACUCAUGCGCUUAAGCUGACGCGUAACAAUGUCCACCGGGCGCUAAGCAACCUGCAGCGAAUAGAGGACCGCAAACAGGCGCAAUCCGAUUCAACAACCGGCGGUGGUAAAGGGGACGGAGCCAAAACGGGGGGCAAACGAGGUUUCGGCAAGCGGGACGAUGAUGCAGAGAUGCAAGCGAAACCGUCCGGCAAGGUGUCGUUGUUUGAGUAUUUUGGCGAUAUUCUACAGGAUACGGAACCAGCAUCCACCACAGCUGGAACAUCUGGAUCAGGUGGUAAGAAAACAAGCAGCAAAGAAUCGACACCGAACGAAAAGGAACAAAAUCGUGCGCGAAGCAAUAGUGCUGGCAGGCAAACGGGUAACAAUCGUCACCCGCCAUCGAAGAAUCAACCGUCGGGUGGUGCAAACCGUUCCCAUGGUGAUAAUGCCAGCAACCAUAAUUCCACCGCUGGGAUGGUUAAUGGUGGGAGUGGGAAAAAUUACAACCAACGUUUUGAAAACAAUAUCUCGAGUAGUUUUGCCAAUCGCAACACGACCACCUCCUCUUCCGGUCGUGGUGGAGAACGAGCACGCAACGAUCAGCACAGCAACCAGCAAGGACAGGGACAGUAUUCGAGCCAGUCGCGUGAGACACAGCGUGAUCAGCAGUCUAGUUACAAGCAGUCCGACUAUUACGGUUCGUCGGGCAACAGCCGUUACCGAGGAACCAAUACCAAUGAUAAUCAUUCCUCCAGUUCGUCCAACAACCCGUCCGCCGGCACCGGUGCACGGGGUGGAAAUUCGCGCGGCGGUGACUCGAAGUUCAAUCAGCAACAUCAAACUUCCGGUUACAGUCACAGUUCGCAGCAGCAGCGCCAGGACGGUUACAACAACAACAGCAGUAACAGUAAUGCAACUGGCGGUGGAAAAUACAAUGGUAAAGGGCAGUCAAACAAUAAUGCCAGCGGUUACGGCAGUAAUAGCUACGGUUCGGAAGGACGAAACCAUCAGCAGCAAUCAUCUCAGUACGGGCAUGGUUCAGCUUCGCAUGAAAGUCGCCCGGCAGGCGGUGGUGGUAGCGGUAAAUCCGGCUCUGGACCACAAAGUCAUGCCCCAUCGCAACAACAAUCAUCCUACGGAAAUACAUCCAAGCAGUCCGGGUAUCACAAUCAGCACCAGGGGUCUGGCUCGUCGUAUAACAGCAAUGCCGCGAACGGUAACAACGUUCAUAAUCAAUACAAUCAGCAAGCCGGUGGUGGUAACCAUGGCAACAAUUAUGGCGGUGGCGCUACUAACGGAUCCAAGAACUCAAACAAAAGUGGCCGCUAUGGAGGAAAAGAAGAAUCUCAUAAAUACGCAGGAGUUAAUACGCCGCAGAGCACCACAAAUACCACGCAGCAAUCCAAAAAAGGACCUGCAAAGGCUCACGGAUCGCAGCAGCACCCGAAUGCUGGGCAGAGUAAUGCAUCCGAUCAACAUUCGUCCUACGGUUCGGCCGGUGGCACCAAGCAUGGAGCUCCGAACACGAAUGCAAACAGCAAGAUGAAUCAAGUGACGGAACAGAUGGGAGGUAUGCAAAUUUCCGGCAGCAAGACAUCGGGCUACAAUGCUACCAACAGUAACAACAGCACUUCGAAUGCGCCGGUUCCAUCGUCCACAGCCUCUGCCGCUAACAAGCCCGGUUCGAUGAAACAGUCGAACGCAAACAAUCACACUGCGCAGGUCGUACAGUCACAGGCACCGCAAGUAGCUUCACCACCCGGAAUAGCGCUCCCGACGGCUGUAACCAAUGCACCUCCAGUCGGACCCGGCGGUCCAUCUCCUGGCGCGCCUGUAACGCCCUCGCCGGGCGUCGGUGUAAGUGCCGGUGGGCCACCGAGCGUACCGAAAAAUUUCAUCCAGCUUCCUAACGGCUACAAUUACAAUCCAUACCAGAUCAUGGGUUUCCAGAAUAAGCAAACGAAUGAGUUUGCUCUGAAUGUUCUCAAGAGCCAGCAACAGUUUGAUCCGAUGCAGCAGCAACAGCAUCUGGGGACACCCGGUCCGGUACCAGCUACUGUGUCGCCGGUCGGACCUAAUGUUGUUCCGCUGGCAGCGAAUGUAACGCCAACCGGUGUACUGGCACAACCGCCACCACCACCAGCCGCCGUACUCGCAACUGCACCCAGUCCUGUAUCAGUUCCGCCGCACGGUACACUUGCCCCGGCCAACAUGUCUAUGGCACCAGCUAUGGCCCCGCCAAACCCUACGAUAUCGGCGGUAUAUCCCAACUGGAAGAUUGGCGAUCGAUGUUUGGCAAAAUAUUGGGAAGAUGGAGGGCUCUAUACGGCUGAAAUUACUGACACUUCGAAGAACACAUUCGUUGUGCACUUUCUCGAAUACGGCAACUAUGAGGAGGUGCUGAAGACGGAUUGUAUUCCCAUCCCGCAGACAGCCACUCCUGCAGCACCCGCUCCGAUGGCAAUCGGCUAUCAUCCCGCUCCCACCACACCCCAUAUGCCGCCACCGCAUCCGGCAGCAGCACCCGUACCGUUUGCACCCCAUCCAGGCCAUCCUCAUCUUCCGCACCAGCAUCACCACGGACACGUACCACCCCAUCAUGCACCGCCCAUGGCGGCUGCACCCGGAGCGUACCAAGCUCCAAUGCAAGAUGUUACGCACGGUACCCAACACACUCACUAUGCACCGUUUAAACCGGGCUCAAUGGCCCCGGUCGCUGCACCGAUCCCUACCCAGCCGGGGCAGGGCCAGCUUCCACCAGCGAUGAAUCAGUAUCAGCCAACGCAACAUCACCUUCAUCAGCAGCAGCAACAGCAGCAUCAUCUCUCCCAGCAGCAGCAGCAGCAGGGUGGUCAUAUGCCGCAACACCAUCACCAGUCACAGAUGCCACUGCACGGUCAACAGCGGCCCGGUGGAAAAUUUCGUGAACAGCGACCCAUGUACGUGCCACCGGCGCAACGUAAAUAAGUAGCGGGACGCUUGUAAGGUCCAACAUCCGUUCAGGCCUUGAACUCUUCUGCACACCAGCCGGCUGCAGUAAGUAGUUUAGUACCGCUUCCUGUAACACGCAAAGCAAAUGAACGCUUUCGAAUGAAGUUGGCCCAAUUAACUAACAAUGUUUAAAACACAUUCUCUUUAGAGCGCAGGUUGUUUCGCCACUGCCAUUGCUAGUUCAACAGCAUUAUGGAUCGUUUUCAACCUAUUCUUUGUGUUUUGCAUGUGGAUGAAGUAAGAUCACACGUCGUUCAUUACAUACCGAGUACACUGGAGUUUCUCUGUCUGUAGCUGCACAGAUUUUAUAUGUGGUAGAAUUGUCUGUUCCUUCUUAAUCGCGACUUGCAGGAAGUCACCCCUCUGUGCAAAGGUACUAAAUAUAAACACUUUGCGAUAAUGUUUCCACCUGUUUUGUUGUGGCAUUGUAUUACGUUUUAAAAGUAUUCAACUACCAAACGUGCACGCAACUGAUCUUGGUAUUCUCUUGUUUUCACCAACGCUGCAUCAUCGUUACGGAUGAUGGAUUAGGAAUAGCUGUCCGGGAAAUUUAAAUUAGGUCCGAAAUUAGUCAGAAGAAGUCGCCAUUUUCAAUGUUAAAUACAACAUAUUGGAAUCCACACCGGGAAAGAAUCGAUUCCAUAUGUACCCAAUACCGUUUCGCUGAUCCUUAGCGUAUUACUACUGUCGUACUUUUUUAUGGUCUCUUAAAAUCAAUAUUUGAUACAAUCAAGCAGAAACACAUUGGAAAAAGAAAUAACUAAAGCAAUGCGUUGCAUUGUGUGGAUAGAAUUCACUU